GCAGGGGGCGGGGCCGCGGCGCGCCACCGGAGGAGGAAGUGGUGCGGUUGUUGCUCCCCGAGCGCGGAGAGGGCAGCUGCCGCCGCCGCCGCGUCGCCCUCUCUGCUGCGGUUCCUCUCCAUGUGCCCCGGCGCCGUCGCUCCACUUCCUCAGGCCGCCGCUUGCCCCGGGGUCUAUGGAAGUAAUGGAAGGACCCCUCAACCUGGCUCAUCAACAGAGCAGACGAGCAGAUCGUUUAUUAGCUGCAGGGAAAUACGAAGAGGCGAUUUCUUGUCAUAAAAAGGCUUCAGCAUAUCUUUCUGAAGCCAUGAAGCUCACACAAUCUGAGCAGGCUCACCUGUCACUGGAAUUGCAAAGGGAUAGCCACAUGAAACAGCUCCUCCUCAUCCAGGAGAGAUGGAAAAGGGCAAAGCGGGAGGAAAGAUUGAAAGCCCAGCAGAGCACAGACAAAGAGGCAGCUGCUCCGCUGCAGGCAUCUCACAGACCCUCCUCCGAGGAGGCCGAGGGCCAGAGUCCCCUCCUCUCCGAGAAAUACAGCCCUUCCACUGAGAAACAUCUGCCUGAAAUUCAGGGGGUCUUUGACAGGGAUCCAGACACACUACUGUUUCUACUCCAGCAGAAGAGGGAGCCAGCAGAGCCAUGCAUUGGAAGCAAAGCCCCCAAAGAUGAUAAGACCAUUAUAGAGGAGCAGGCAACCAAGAUCGCAGACUUGAAGAGGCACGUGGAAUUCCUUGUGGCUGAGAAUGAAAGAUUAAGGAAAGAAAACAAACAGCUAAAGGCCGAAAAGGCCAGACUUCUGAAAGGCCCAGUAGACAAAGAGCUGGAUGUUGAUGCUGAUUUUGUAGAAAAGUCUGAGCUGUGGAGCUUGCCGCCACAUUCCGAGACUGCUGCGGCCUCCUCCACCUGGCAGAAGUUUGCCUCGAGUACUGGGAAAGCCAAGGACAUCCCCAUACCCAAUCUUCCUCCCUUGGAUUUUCCCUCUCCGGAACUUCCCCUUAUGGAGCUCUCUGAGGAUAUUCUGAAAGGCUUUAUGAGUAAUUGAAGUGGAAGGCCAUGAAAGAGCUGAGAAGACAAGACAAAAGAAUAGAGUAAUACAGUUCAUCCAGAAAAAAAAAGGGAAAACCACACAGAGGAUAAUGGCAGAGAUGCUCUGUCCCCUGGCGUGCCGUGGGAGCAGCACGCCGGGACCUGGGAAAUGCUCACUGUGAAAUGUGUCCCGUCUGACCGAGCACGCAAGCUGAUGAUUCCAGAUUGGGCAGACGCUAGACUCUCGGAGGUUCACUUUCUCCUGAUACAAACCAAAUGGCUACCUGGAAUAAUUUUUCAAGCAACAGUUAUUUUUCUUAUCUUCAGGGUUAAAAUGUAUAAAAGUAUGUUAUGUAUAAUUAAUCUAUAAUGCCAUAAAUGAUAAUGCAAAACCUAAAUAAUACAGUGGCCUGAGGGGCCACCUUGUAUUGGAGACAUGCUUUCUAUCAUGCAUUGACUGUAUGCAUUUUGUUAUGCACAUUUCGUUUGUUUAAUAAGGUGUGUGAGAUGCACCUUUCCAGAUGAAACUCUGUGUGCCACACUUUGCACUACUCAUGACAUAAUGAGAACCUCAAGACUAUCAGGAGAAAUAUUUAAAUUUCCAUUUUAUGAAGAAAGGAACCAAAUUAUUAGUUACGCUUUCUUUUUUUAAAUUACCAGUUUACAUAAUUAAUCAGGGUGCAUUUUAAGUUCUAACUUUUUUGUUUAUUGUUUAAAUGUAUCAUUUGAAAAUACUAAGGAAAUAUCCUUUUCUUUACUGAUGCAUGAGUGGAAGUAAUGGUAGUUGGCAGUGUUUGAUUGUAAGAAGUCAAUAAAAUAAUUGUGUUUUAUACCUU
This is a messenger RNA of Canis lupus familiaris (dog), 1862 nucleotides long. It is a transcript of the gene NRBF2, whose product is annotated as nuclear receptor binding factor 2. The record is from RefSeq and is a predicted model, not a curated record. NCBI's taxonomy places the organism in Eukaryota, Metazoa, Chordata, Mammalia, Carnivora, Canidae. The transcript has 4 exons. Bases 176 to 1042 code for a protein of 288 amino acids. Gene Ontology annotation, biological process: autophagy.